Didymosphaeria variabile is the source of this 1026-nucleotide messenger RNA. RefSeq lists its product as uncharacterized. Gene Ontology annotation, molecular function: transferase activity, transferring alkyl or aryl (other than methyl) groups. Gene Ontology annotation, cellular component: membrane. Lineage: Eukaryota; Fungi; Ascomycota; Dothideomycetes; Pleosporales; Didymosphaeriaceae. The transcript has 4 exons. The coding region runs from base 1 to 1026 and encodes 341 amino acids. The record is from RefSeq and is a predicted model, not a curated record. Gene Ontology annotation, biological process: ubiquinone biosynthetic process.
AUGGGUAACGAAACCAACACAGUCACUUUAAGGAAGCAACAGACCGGCUCUGUCCGCGUAAUACCUAAUCAAGAAUCGAAACGAGAUCUUCGCAAAGGAAUUUGGCAGUUGGCUCGGUUGCACACAAAGGAAGCAUGGCUGUGCUGGUACCCAGCUGUAUGGGGAUUAUGUCUUUCAGCCGGCACACAAGAUAUCCGCCUUGGUAUUCUACAGAUGGCGCGGAUACUCUUCGGUAUCUGGAGCAGCGUGACAGUAACACACUGCGCUUUCUGCACCUGGGAUGAUAUCUGCGACGUCGAGUUCGAUAAGCAGGUCGAGCGCUGUAAAGUACGCCCUCUACCAGCUGGUAUGUUGACCGUCGGAGAAGCCUAUGUUGCAUUGCUAGCGUGGCUGCCGGUGGUAUUCGGUGUGACAUACCUUACCCUCGGAGAGGCCGGUGUAUGGACCUUCGCUCCUGUGUGGGUUCUCAGUAUGAUAUACCCUUUCAUGAAGCGGAUAACUUCUUUCCCACAAAUCGUGCUUGGUGCCAUCAUUGGCGCGGCCGUGUUUCCGGGGUGGGCCUCUGUCACCGGCGAUUUGACCACGCUCAGCCAAGGAUUGCCCCUGUUUUUUGCUACGGCAAGCUGGGUUGUUUACUUUGAUCUCUUCUAUGCUGAACAAGAUCGUCCGGACGACAUCAAAGCCGGUGUCAAGUCCCUUGCAGUGUUGCUUGGAGAACAUGUCCACUUCUUCCUAGCUUUCUUGGGUCUUCUCCAGAUUGCCUUCUUCACCCUGACCGGAUUGAGGGCGCAGAUGUCGCCUGUCUUCUGGUUUCUUGGCUUGGGUGUUUGGGCAGUGAAUGUAAUCUGGCACGUGGCCUCGUUGGACCUCAACGACCGCAAAUCGGGCGGGAAGAUUUUCAAGGCAAACAUCAUGUUGGGGCUUUACAUGACAGGAAUUUCCGUGCUUGAGCUAGCUGUCUCAAGGCUCUCCAUUUCGGACCUAGGGUAUAUUGGCGAGUCCCUGAUCGGCAUGCAUGUGUCGUGA